This is a messenger RNA of Protopolystoma xenopodis, 228 nucleotides long. The record is from the annotation of a GenBank genome assembly. Lineage: Eukaryota; Metazoa; Platyhelminthes; Monogenea; Polystomatidea; Polystomatidae.
AUGAAAAAACGACUCAGAGAUAUACUUGGGGUCCCAGCACUUCGCGAUAUCUUCAGCCCUGAGAUACCACUCGAGUUUGACUGCCCUAUCUACUUUGUUAGAGAUGAUUUCGUCGCUCGCGAGCACCAAGGCUUCCCUCUCCCGCCAGGCAUGGCUGAACUUUUUCCUGCGAUGGGUGUUCUAUCUUCUUUUGAGGUGAAUUGCGAGCAGAUGGGCAUGUCUCGGUGA